UUAAAACUCCGGAGCAAUGGCUCGGACGUUCCGAAGAGCGCCAGGAACGCACGCGGGCUGAAGCGGCUGGACGCGCGUGUGCGUAAAGGGCGAAGCGUUCCUCUCUCGAGCAGGCGUUCCACGGUCGAGCUUCAGCUUAUCUGCGAGCACGCGAGGAGCGGGGAGAGCACAAACUCCAGUCGCGUCCUUCCCGCGGCGCUGGAUGAGCUCGCCAAAAUGGAGCUGUCAUCAAUUGGAGAGCAAGUGUUUGCGGUUGAAUCAAUAACAAAGAAGAGAGUUAGAAAGGGAAAUGUGGAGUACUUGCUGAAGUGGCAGGGCUGGCCCCCUAAAUAUAGCACGUGGGAGCCCGAGGACAACAUCCUGGACCCACGGCUCGUUCUUGCCUUCGAAGAGAAGGAGGAGCGAGACCGGGCCCAGGCCCAUAGGAGGAAAGGUCUGCGACCCCGUCGACUCAUCUUGCGGAACAUCUACACCAUGGAGCUAAGAAGUGCUCACAAAGCUCCAGAGAAACCUGCUCCCCGAAUCCGUUUGUCGCUCACCCGCUCUGUGGGGGCGGAGCUAGAGCACAGUGGGCGGCGCUGCAGGAUUGGGGAAGGCAGAGUCAAGCACCAGCGCCUAGAGAAGCGAAAGAGCAGGCAAUGUGUAUCUAGACACACUGCGGACAACACUGAAAAUCCACGGCAACGAACUCUGACCCAUAAAAAAGACAGUACGGAGGAGGAGUGGGAGGAGGAGAAAGAGCAAGAGAAGAAAAAGAGGAAGACAGAAAAAGACGAUGAGAAAACAGACGAGCAUCGGGACAUUCCAAGUGCUCAAGAGAAGACAGAAGACAGCACCUUUUCAGCCGAACAGAACGUCACCGCCAUGGCCAACCAAACCGAGCAUCACUCUUCCACGCAUGAUUAUGGGGAGGACUCAGCCAAGGAUUCUAGUGACGGGACAUGCUCGGCUCCAACAGUGACAGACAAAUCAGCAAGUGACACCAUCACAGACACACACGAGCAGGGGCCAAUCACAGACGGGUCAGAGAUCAGAGUCUCGGCACUGGAGUUACACGAUCACACUACGACCCACCAGUCGACGAAGACCAGUUCAGAAGCAGUUCUUACAGCAAAAGAAGGGAGUGCGAUUGACAGGGGCCAGAAUCGAGUCUCGGUCAUAGCUGUGCGACACUUGAUUGACAGCUGUGGGCGGGGCCAGGCAAAAGAGACCGCUGAGACUGAAUGCUCAACAGCCAAACUGAAGGAAGAGACGGGUGAGGAUGAGGGCACAGCAGAGUAUAUGACUACCUUACAGCUGAGCACAGAGGUCAGGACCAACCAAUCACAAGCUUCCGAGAGCUCACAGCAUCCUGGAAAGGUGAUCGUGACUGAGGUGACCAUUAACUCGCUAACUGUGACGUUUAAGGAGGCCGUGUCAGCCGAGGGCUUCUUCAGUGGCUGUGAGCUCCAGGUGUGAGAGGCGAGAGGAUGGCAGAACGCUAACAGAGCUAACAGUGAACAACAAGAUGGAGAACACAAUUCACGAGUAACGCUUACUGACACAGACUAACUUUGAUUAGCAAGGUUAGCAUCUUUGGGUGAAGUUUUUAUUGGGAGAGGAAGCAACAUUGGACCAGUUGUCUUUGUAGUGAAGCCAGUGAAUCUUCAUGCUUUAUAGACACACUCAUUCAUGUCUAAAGGGUUUUUUUUUCUUGAACCUUUUGUUUUAGUGAAAGCGUGAAUAGAUGUUGAAGGAUUUCUGCUCAUAUUUAGUGUUGCUAAGUGAAGCCUUCAGUGCACGCCAACUCUAGAAAGAAUACGCAUAGCUAGUGUUACUGUCCUAACAAAAACAAAAAUCCACAAAAAAAAGUUUAUCUUGAGAUUUUGUUUCAGUGUCCACGGCGCCGGAAUGACGUCACUGCUCUGUAGGUUCUACAGCACCGUGGCUGCUGAGGCAGAGGAAGGACAGUGAGGACUCACCUGCCUCGGGGUCGUUCCUGUGCGCACCCUCACUGUGCUCCCGAGCUUCUCUGCAUUUUUAAAGUGACAAUAUCAGUUUACAUGCACUGCUGCAGAUUCUGUGCAGGGUAUAGACCCUGUUUGCAGAUGAAAAUAAUGUGCUUUUGAUGUAGGUCUAGCGUGUUAUUAACGGGAGUUGAAGUUCUGUCAUCGGUCACAUGGUGACCAGUAAUGACGAAGAGAGGAACAGGGAUGAAGGCAUGGCUUUGUCAAUCCGUUACAGUUCGUUCACCUACAGCAAGGUUACGUUUUUAUUUGUAUUUUCAAUAAAGUGACAAAAUGUUGUGUCAAAA
Electrophorus electricus (electric eel) is the source of this 2293-nucleotide messenger RNA. RefSeq names its product chromobox homolog 7a (gene cbx7a). Gene Ontology annotation, cellular component: PRC1 complex. Gene Ontology annotation, biological process: negative regulation of transcription by RNA polymerase II. NCBI's taxonomy places the organism in Eukaryota, Metazoa, Chordata, Actinopteri, Gymnotiformes, Gymnotidae. The record is from RefSeq and is a predicted model, not a curated record.